Messenger RNA from Octopus bimaculoides (California two-spot octopus), 810 nucleotides. Its product is annotated as RING-box protein 2-like. NCBI's taxonomy places the organism in Eukaryota, Metazoa, Mollusca, Cephalopoda, Octopoda, Octopodidae. Gene Ontology annotation, molecular function: zinc ion binding. The record is from RefSeq and is a predicted model, not a curated record.
UAGGCCUACCUUUCUUUCUAUAUCCAUCCGGAUACCACUGUAAAGCACUUUUCACUACAUUUGGUGUGUCUUUUCUAAUUGUGCUAUCAAUCCACUUUCAAUUUUUAAAAAAUAUUUGCUCCCUAAUCGAAACUUGAUUUGUGCUUUGCCAUAGCUCCAUAUUGCUUAUGUGUUCGGGCCAUCUAAUUUUAAGUAUGGUACGCAAGCAUCUGCUGAUGAAUGAUUGUAAUUGUUCAUUUGACUUAACUCUACUCAACUGGUUCUUAUUUUGAUCAACGUCGAAAGUUCUGACCAUUUUAAAUCUCGUUUAACACAAGAUUACCUAAUCAGGGGAAGUAACAACUCAUCAAAAUGGCGGAAGAUAUGGAUGUGGAAAACUGUCGUGAAGUAGAUAAAGAUGGACCUAAACCUGAAAGAAUGUUUACUCUCAAGAAAUGGAAUUUAGUCGCAAUGUGGAGUUGGGAUGUUGAAUGCGAUACAUGUGCUAUUUGUCGUGUUCAAGUAAUGGUGGUAUGGGGUGAGUGCAAUCACUCUUUUCAUAACUGCUGCAUGUCAUUAUGGGUGAAACAGAACAACAGGUGUCCCCUUUGUCAACAAGAGUGGGUAGUACAACGCAUUGGCAAGUGAUAUAAAUUGAUCUUCAGCUGAUUUAAUAAUUUAAAGAAGAAAUAAAACCUUCUCACCACUGCCUUUCAAAUGUCAGGACAAUACCACCUGGUUGAUAAUGGAUAAAUUUAUUUAUUUAUAGCUAACAUUUCUUAUUAUGAAGUAAUUAUAAAUACUCCUCAAAAUAAACACACUUCAUACUAA